Molecule: messenger RNA, 959 nt
Organism: Durio zibethinus
Lineage: Eukaryota; Viridiplantae; Streptophyta; Magnoliopsida; Malvales; Malvaceae
Molecular function (GO): GTPase activity; GTP binding
Source: RefSeq, a predicted model, not a curated record
CCACGUAAUCAGCACUAGGCAUACAGGACAGCAGCAACCGUGUCAAGGACAGCAAUUACCUGUAUGCCUCUCUUCCCCGCAAAUAAUUUUCUGCUUUCUUCUAACAUUCAAAAAAAAAAAGAAAAUCGGAAUUUCUCUCCAUUCCCCCAUAAAAUCCGUUUCUAUUCCUUCACGAUCCACGCUAUCACCUCCAUCACCACUGUCCAUCAUCACCACAAUCAAAUCUCUCAAUUCAGGAAGCAAAAAAGAUGGGGGCUUUCAUAUCGAAGUUUUGGUUCAUGUUAUUUCCCGCAAAGGAAUAUAAGAUUGUGGUGGUGGGGUUGGAUAAUGCAGGCAAAACGACGACGCUUUACAAGCUUCACCUUGGUGAUGUCGUUACUACCCAUCCUACUGUUGGUAGCAACGUUGAAGAGCUUGUUUAUAAAAACAUCCGCUUCGAGGUCUGGGAUCUUGGUGGGCAAGAAAGACUAAGAACAUCAUGGGCAACAUAUUAUCGGGGAACUCAUGCUGUUAUUGUUGUGAUAGACAGCACGGAUAGGUCCAGGAUCACCAUUAUGAAGGAUGAGCUCUUCAGGUUGCUUGGACAUGAGGACCUUCAACAUUCUGUUAUACUUGUGUUUGCAAAUAAACAAGAUUUAAAGGAUGCAAUGACCCCAGUUGAGAUCACUGAUGCCCUUUCGCUGCACAGCAUAAAAAAUCAUGACUGGCACAUCCAAGCCUGCUGUGCACUUACUGGAGACGGUUUGUACGAUGGUCUAGGCUGGAUUGCCCAGCAUGUUACUGGGAAAGCACCAAGUUGAAAAGGAGAUUUCAAUCAAAGAGAAUUCAUUUUUCAUAUAUUAUGGAUUCCGAUGACUGAAACGGUCAACUUUUGUGUAACAUCUGCUGUAUGAGCUUUUGUCAGUUUUGUACAUUGUUUUCACAUUUCAAUUUGCUUGAAGAAAUUGACAUUUUCUGCA